This is a messenger RNA of Arabis nemorensis, 210 nucleotides long. Lineage: Eukaryota; Viridiplantae; Streptophyta; Magnoliopsida; Brassicales; Brassicaceae. The record is from the annotation of a GenBank genome assembly.
AUGGCCGUGACCACCUUUUUCUCCGUGAUCACCAUGUCCGCUGAGCAUCUUCUCUUGCCAAGCACCUUGAGUUGGAGUAAGUCUUACGCGGAUAUGUCCCUUCGCGGAGCGAAGAAUAUGAGGCGGACGCUCAAGGAGACAUGUCUCAGACUGCUCGCAGAGCGCAAGAAAGCGAUCGAGCCGAUCCUCGAGCUUAAGUCCAAAGUUUAG